AUGGUUCGCUUCACCGACAAACAAAUCGCCCGGUUCAGAACGGCAGAAGUAGUGGUGUGCUGGGACAUGGUGGGAUGUCCGAUCCCAAGCGGUAUGAAUGUCGUCACUGUGUCGAACAACAUACGUGGUUCCGUUAAGAAGGCGGGUUAUCAAGGUCAUAUAGAAAUAAAUGCUUUUGGUUAUUCGUUACCGUCCGUUGGUGACUUAUUGGAUGCCAAAGUCACGAUGAAGGUCUUAACCGAAGGAGACGUGGAAGAGAGACUUCAGAUGAUUUUAUCGCACUUCCUUUGCAGGGCAGUUGAGUAUCGUAAACGAGUCAAUCUUAUGCUAAUCAUUGGAGACAUCUCAAGGCAUUCCCAGUUCAACUUCGAAUGCGCUUUUAAUCUACUGGAAAUGAAACGAUACAAUUGUAUCUUAGCACAGCCUAAGUACUUGCCAAUCUUGGAAGAGGAUACCAUUACUACAACAUGGCUUUGGGACACCCUCUCAACCGGAGGACAAGCUCUCAGAAGAAGGCUAAAAUUUGCUGAUGACGACGACCAUACUUCUCUUGAUGUGGUGGAUUAUACCAGUACUGGCACUAAAGAAGUGAGACGCAAGAAGAUUUUCGUGGACUUUAUGGGCAAGGCUAUUGGCCAUCGUUAA
Molecule: messenger RNA, 645 nt
Organism: Brassica oleracea var. oleracea
Lineage: Eukaryota; Viridiplantae; Streptophyta; Magnoliopsida; Brassicales; Brassicaceae
Exons: 3
Coding region: 1-645 (214 amino acids)
Biological process (GO): regulation of gene expression
Cellular component (GO): peroxisome
Source: RefSeq, a predicted model, not a curated record